AUGAUCUAUUAUUCUUAUACAGUCAUCAUCAUUAUUCUUACUGUCAAUCUGUCAUUUGCAUGGACAACACCGUCCAUAAUCAAAGCACAAGCUGAUAAAUUACAAAAUAUAACAACAUCAGCUAGUGAUCGUUUCGUAAUUUCACAUACAAAUCAUGAAGAAGAUAUUGAACAUAAUAAUGAUGAUGAUUUAUCAAUAAAAAAACAAAUAUCAUCUGUUGUCGUAUUAACAUCAUUAUCAGGUAUAUAUAUUUGGUGGCCAAUUAUAUUCGGUGGUGAUGAUUCUUUUCAUUUAUUACUUACGCAAGAAGAUGUACCUCGUUUUCAUGAUGUUACUGGUGAUGAUCAAGGUAAUAUUUAUUUAACAGCACCACAUGAACGUAAUGUUUAUCGUUUACAAUAUUCUGAUGGUUGGUGGAUAUCAAAUUUUUCAAAUCAUUCAGUUAUGAAUUCAAUUCGUAGUGAAAUGCCAUUAUUUCUCAAUAUACAUUAUGUAUCAUCAAUACUUUAUGUUUAUGGUCAUUUAGAUAUACAAAUAAUUGAUUUACUUCAACGACCACGUACACGUGGUUCAGCACCAUUUAUGAAACGUUUACGUGAAUUAAGUCCUAAUUUACGUAUAAGUGAUAUGAUUAUUGAUCAAUUAACAUCCGAUGGUUAUAUUAUAGGUGAUUCAUAUGGUUGGUGUACAGUUAUACGUUGUUCAUUAAGUGUUAGUGAAUGUGUAUUUUUAUUUAAAAUUCCAUCAUCAUAUGAUAAUCGUCCAUAUCCAUGUACAGCAA
Messenger RNA from Rotaria sordida, 781 nucleotides. The record is from the annotation of a GenBank genome assembly. NCBI's taxonomy places the organism in Eukaryota, Metazoa, Rotifera, Eurotatoria, Philodinida, Philodinidae.